This is a messenger RNA of Lagopus leucura (white-tailed ptarmigan), 2499 nucleotides long. It is a transcript of the gene ARHGEF39, whose product is annotated as Rho guanine nucleotide exchange factor 39. Gene Ontology annotation, cellular component: plasma membrane. Bases 10 to 1026 code for a protein of 338 amino acids. The record is from RefSeq and is a predicted model, not a curated record. Gene Ontology annotation, biological process: positive regulation of cell migration. Lineage: Eukaryota; Metazoa; Chordata; Aves; Galliformes; Phasianidae. Gene Ontology annotation, molecular function: guanyl-nucleotide exchange factor activity. The transcript is spliced from 9 exons.
GAGGCUACCAUGAGCUACUCACCCCUUCCACCGGUGGCUGGAGCAAACACAGUGGAAGAGCAGAGGGCUCGCUGGGAGAGAAAGCGCAGCCGCACGGCCAAGGAGCUGCUGGAAACGGAGCACAGAUACCUUGAGCAGCUGGAUUUGGUGGUAACGUUCUUUGUGACAAUUUUAAAGGCCAAAGGGACACUGAAACCUGCUGUAAUGGAAACCAUAUUUGGACCCCUGGAAUCCAUAUAUUCUGCCAGCCAAGUUUUGUCGCUUCACCUGGAGAGAGGCAAUUUAGGAGUAGGAUUGGAAAAUUUCUGUCACAAGUUGGAGCUCUAUGGUCACUAUGCUGAGAAUUUCGAACAGGCAAAUAAAACUUUGAUGGAACAAUUGAGAAAAAAUAAAUCAUUCCGACGUUUUAAGAAGCUCCAAGAAACUCGACCUCAGUUUCAAGGGAAAAAGCUAGAGGAUUUGCUUCCUUUGCCUCUGCAGAGGUUGCACCAGUACAAGCAUUUCCUCAGAGACCUGCUGGAGAACACCAGCCCAGGCAGUGCUGAAUGCCAGAAACUUGCAAGGACUGUGAAAUCUGUUUCUGAGGUAUCUCAAUGGGUUCAGGACGUUGUUCGUAAGAGAGAGAACUCACUGCAGCUACACAGGAUUCAGAAACUCCUCAAAGGACAGAAGAUCCAGGUGUUGACUCCAGGGCGCUGGUAUAUCCGGGAAGGCUGGCUUUUGGUUGUGCCCUCAAAGGGCGAAGAAUUGAAGCGCAGGAUGUUCUUCCUUUUUUCUGAUAUCUUUAUUUCAGCAAAGCCCUGCCACCCACUGCAUCUGCUGAACUCCAAUAAAUUUGCCUGCACAGCUGUCUAUCCCCUUCACCAGUGUGUAGUGGAUAAAGUAUUUGGCCACACUCAGAGUGAGGGAGGGCUGCUCAGUCUUUCCUUCCCACACAAGACACUGUUGUUGAUGUCCACUGUCCAGCAAGAUAUUAAUGACUGGCACCAGAGUCUUACAACUGCGGUCAGGCAGCUGAAAGCCUGACCCAUCUGAGUACAAGACAGCUUAGCAGGAUGACUGCCUCUCUUGAGAGAAGAUAGCAUAAAUUCAGGAAACAUUCAGGGACGUACAGUAGGAGAGCUGUGUUUAGAGGAACACUGAGCUUGUGAGAUUAGGAAUGCAUUGUCAGCUCUCUUAAACACCUGUGGCAAAAAAAGGGUAUGCACAAUCAAUUUGUAAUUAAAAAGACUUUCCCCCAACUUCCCUUAGUGUCUUCUAGCUUUUCUACCCCUUUUCUCUUGAGAUUAUUAAAUCUAAGUAAGUCCCACUAGAAGAAACCUUCACUUGCUUGCCCUCAUUAAAUACUUUUUACCCAGAUCACCACUGGCACAUUUGAGUGUCUGCCUUCUCUUACUUCUGGCUUAUAAAUUCUUUGAAUAAAAUGGAUGUUUUGGCUACCAGUAAUGUAGACAUAACACAGGCUUUUCAGCUAGUGCCAAGGGGCCACAGUGUUCCUCCCCUGACAUUGAUUUUUCAUCAUUCGUACCCUUCUGUUUUUUUACCAAAGUGUUUUGAAUAGUUUACCCUUCCUCCUCUGAGAAAGUGACAAGUAGGCAGAUAAGGGAAAACAAUGCCUACCUCUCAUCAAAUCAACAAAAAUUGAUCUGCUGAGAUAACUGAGAUGAACUGAUAGGCAACAGAGUCACACUUAUGAAACAUGGCUCGCAUUUCUGAUCUGAGUCCGAAGAAAUGAUACAGUUGAAACAGCAGUGAAAAAACUGGUUAGUAAUUCUGCUCUUGAAGCAUGGUGGGAAUCUGCGGAGGGAUAGAAGGAGCAUUCUGGGGCAUUAGAUUGCAGAGGUUGUGCUACAGUUCAGUUUGCUGGAGCACAAGACCAAUUUAUGGCUGCAGUAGGCUAUUCUUGAAUUAAAGCCUCAACAUUAACUUUUAAUAUGGGGAAGCUACACAGCAACAACAGUUGGUUCAUUUCUUCAGUUAUGGAGAAAAUACCUGUAGAUUACGUUAGGCCAUCUAGUGCAAGGCAUGCAAUUUCUUAUUUCUAAUGACCUUAGAAUUGCACACCCUGCAGGUGAUGACCUAACCUAACCCUACCUUCAAAAAGAUUAAGGUCUCUGUAACAUUCACUCUUCCUUUCCUUACACGAUAUCUCACACAUUUUAAAUUUCUCAUUGGAUUUCAUUAAAACAGAAGUGAGUCUGUGGGAGAAAGCAUGACUGAAUUGUAAGCUCUUUCAUGUGAGUUAACACGUUUCAGCUAACACUUCACUAUCUAAGAUUACUGAGUAGUCUUAGCUUGUAGACACUUAGAGGGAGAAAGGAACACAAUGUCUCUAUAUCUCUUCCCCAGCUCAGAAGCUACGGCUAGGACUGAACAAAUCAGGGGCAAAGCUAGCAAUUCCAAGUUUCGUACCUCUGAGUUGUUACAUUAUUGCCUGUAAGAGUUCUGCCACUAUCCCUUUGUUUUAAGAGCACAAUAAAGAGGUUUCCUACAACUCUA